Messenger RNA from Mytilus californianus (California mussel), 1460 nucleotides. RefSeq lists its product as uncharacterized. The coding region runs from base 145 to 1266 and encodes 373 amino acids. NCBI's taxonomy places the organism in Eukaryota, Metazoa, Mollusca, Bivalvia, Mytilida, Mytilidae. The record is from RefSeq and is a predicted model, not a curated record. The transcript is spliced from 2 exons.
CUUAAACCAGAAUACAGUCUUAAAAUUAAUACAUUUAUAUUUUGCAAGUGAAGGUUUCAUGCUUUUUCAAAGGAAAAUUACUUAUUUUGUUGCUUUAAACCAAAUAAAUGGAUUUUGGUGAAUUGGUACGAAUACAACUGCACAAUGGAUUGGAACAUACAGAUAUUAAUUGGCCUUUCGUCUAUUGGGAUGCUAAAUUUAUUCUAUUUCCUCUAUAUGACGAAAUCACAGACGACGGAAAGAGUAGAACCGUGUUCGAUAACAACAUAUUUAAGUGCUUUUACGAAUUUUAUGGAUAAUAACGGCAAACUACAGUUUUCUGAUUCAUUAUCAAAGGAAUGCUUGGGAAAAGCAGGAAAUGAGGUUAAUAUGAUCGUAAGAAAAUCAGUUGCCCAAAGUAUACGGGAGUGUCAAUUAGAAAGUGCUAGGAAAAUCGGUAGAAUACCACUAAAUGAUAAUAUUUUGACAUUAUUUACUUCUUGGUCAAUAGAAUCUGAUAAAUUUCAUGUUCACAAUAACACAGUAAUAAACUGGAAUACAUUCAUGCCUCGUGUAAAUUUGGUUUUAUUUACAAACGACAGCGCAUUGUCUGCUUAUGUGCGGGACCGUGGCUGGACGUCAUAUCCGGUGACAAGACAUGCAGCAGGAGGUGCGCCAAUUCUUAAAAAUAUGUUUCAGACUGUCAUGAAUAAUUUCAAUUCCACUUUUUACGCAUAUGCAAACAGUGACAAUCUCUUUGACUCAUCAUUAUUAGAUACAUUAUCAACAGUUUACAAUGAUCUAGAUAACAAAAAACCUUUAUUCAUUAGUGGCAGAAGGACAAAUGUGGCAUUUUUGACCCCAAAAGAAGCGGCAUCUUAUGGAAAUAUUCAACAGGCAGCUAAAACACGAGGGGAAUUGUUCUUAACUAAUGCUCAAGACUAUUUUAUAACAAACAAGUAUUUUGAUUGGUCAGGUUUUCCUGACCUAGUUAUUGGCCGCAGAGCAUAUGAUAAUUGGUUGGUAUUACGUGCUCGUGCAAUGGGUGCAAAAACAGUUGAUGCGUCUAAAACUUUGCUACUCGUUCAUCAGACUACAAAGGGAGGAAACUUUGAAGGACAUGGUCGUGUAGACCCUAAUUACAAUGAUGAUCUCAUUCUUCGUUUAGGCCUGGAUAGAACAUACGAAAAAGGGUUCACUACAUGUAUGGAAUAUGAAACCUUUAUGUCACUUUGUGACGAAACGGAAGUAAUUCAGCGUAAUGUGAUACCCGAUUAUUGUAAGUGAGAUGGGGAUAAAUUAAAUUCAAUUAACCAAAAGCUCAACAAUGGCAUACACUUUCACAUUUGUUUAUUUUCUUUAAUUUGCUACCAUCUAGACUUUUUUUAAGUUGAUGAGAUCUAAUCAAACCUUGUUGUCAUACUACAAAUUCAAUAUCCAAAGCAGAAUUUUUAAUAAAAGUAUUCAUUGGUGUCAAUAUA